Ricinus communis (castor bean) is the source of this 1369-nucleotide messenger RNA. Its product is annotated as glucose-induced degradation protein 8-B homolog. The transcript has 7 exons. Gene Ontology annotation, molecular function: protein binding. Gene Ontology annotation, cellular component: cytoplasm. Lineage: Eukaryota; Viridiplantae; Streptophyta; Magnoliopsida; Malpighiales; Euphorbiaceae. Gene Ontology annotation, biological process: cell surface receptor signaling pathway; cytoskeleton organization. The coding region runs from base 234 to 881 and encodes 215 amino acids. The record is from RefSeq and is a predicted model, not a curated record.
AAGAAAAUCUUCGCGGAAAAAAGGCAAAGGCACGUGUAGAAGCCACAAGAUUAAGAACAAUCCAAAAAGUGCUGUUCUCUGCUUCCAAAUACAACACCGCCACCACUCUCUCCGAUCGCUCUGAGACUUCGAAAUUCCAAGCACCAAUCUUCAUUUUAUAACACUUUAACUUAAUUUUGCUCUCUCUUAGCUACUGUAAAUUUAUUAUCAGGUUCCUCAAUCCCCUGUCAGUCAUGGACGUCGAUCCUCGCCACUACGAACAAGUUGCCAUUAAAGACAACGACAUUCACAGUAUUGUUCUCUCAUAUCUGGUGCAUAAUUGUUAUAAGGAAACUGUGGAAUCUUUCAUUGCGUGUACGGGGAUGAAGCAGCCUGCAGAUUGUCUUGACGACAUGGAGAAAAGAAAAAGAAUUUUUCAGUAUGCAUUAGAGGGGAGUGCACUAAAGGCUAUCGAACUUACAGAAGAGCUAGCACAUGACUUACUAGAAAAUAAUAAAGACUUGCAUUUUGAUCUUUUGAGCCUUCAUUUUGUUGAGCUUGUCUGCACUAGGAAAUGCACAGAAGCAUUGGAAUUUGCUCAAACCAAGUUGACUCCAUUUGGGAAAGUCCAGAAAUUUGUUGAAAAGCUCGAAGACUUUAUGGCUCUCCUGGCUUAUGAAGAACCAGAAAAGUCUCCAAUGUUUCAUCUUCUUAGCUUGGAGUAUCGGCAGCAAGUUGCAGAUAAUAUGAACCGAGCUAUUCUUGCGCAUGCAAACUGCCCAAGCUACACAGCAAUGGAGAGGUUGCUACAACAGACAACAGUAGUCAGGCAAUGCUUAAGCCACGAUCAUGGCAAGGAAGGGCUUCCACCAUUUUCUUUGAAAGACUUUCUAAAGGGCUAGAAUGUGGACGAGUUUCAAAUACACUUGUGGCAGGGGUAGCCAUGGUUGCUUUACAUCUCAUUGCCACCGUAUAUGGUGAAAUUCUCAUCUGUAGAAGUUUCCAAGUAAGCUAUCUCAUGUGUCUUGGUGUUCCCGCGUCUGAUGAGGUAUGCCUCUUUUCAUAGUUGGCUGCAAGUCUAGUGCAUUUUGGUUCUGCACAGAAUGGAUUUCAUGAACCAAUGGCAUACGAGUGUUUGCUUGCCAGUCAACCUUAGGAACUUAGAGUAUUCAAUAGCCUAACAUCAGUUUUUGAUUUGGUGUAACUAGGAGUCUUGUUUAUUGAAGCAAGGUCGAGAUGGAAAGACCAUUCAUCUCAUCAUUUCUCAUAUGGAUUUGGGAUAAACUUUUGGAAAUUGUUUACAAUAUUUUUCAUUAGGCAAAAGCUGCCAGCAGCUGUGUGGUUGUAUAUAUAUAUUUAUAUUUAAGUUACAAGUUAUUUUCUGAAACCA